CAGUAUUCGCAUCAGUAUAGAAGUGUAAACAGUGUCGUGUACGGGGAACAAAAUUGUAGUCUUACACAAUAAAAACUAUGGACGGAAAAAAAAGUGGAAAGGCACUUCGAAAACCAAUUUACAAUUUCCAAAAAGUAGCGCGCAUAACAAACAAUGGCUACCUUAACUUCUUAAGGGAGUACAAAAAGGCGUUCUGCGGAGUUUCCCCAAGGGACAUGGUACGUUUCGGGGCCAUACAAUGGAAUCAGUUGACCCCCCAAGAAAAGGAUAUCUUUAAAAAUAUGAAAGAACCAGUGACCGUUAUAAAGAGUGCACCUCAGGAGUUUGAGAGUCAGUCCCAUGGGGAAAACCCCGGUAAAUCUGAGCGGGAGAAACGCAGUCCAGUUCGCUCUCCUUAUGCCCGUGAGAGGGAGUCCAAGAACCAGAAGGAAAGGAAGAAGUCCCAGUCCAUCAAGCGCAGGGUCAAGAAGAAAGCCAGUCCUGUGCUGAAGAAUCGCGACAAAAGUCCUUUGGGUUCAGCGGCGGCCUAUAUUCAUUUUAUGCGCAUGUUUCAAAAACAAAAUUCUCAUUUGCCGGCCCCUGAUCUAUUGAACAAGGCAGCUCGCGUUUGGUGCAUUCUGACUGAAAGCCAGCGCAAACUAUUCGAUCUAAAUUUAAAGGUUUAUAAAAGAAGUAAUGGCUACAAUUUUCUAAAGAUUGAGUAAAAUCGAUAGAAAACACUUUGUAA
Molecule: messenger RNA, 727 nt
Organism: Drosophila suzukii
Lineage: Eukaryota; Metazoa; Arthropoda; Insecta; Diptera; Drosophilidae
Product: protamine-like protein 99C
Biological process (GO): spermatogenesis; sperm DNA condensation
Source: RefSeq, a predicted model, not a curated record